AAUACAAUCCAAGCCCAGACAGACAGUUAAACAAAGGCACAGUUAUAAAGUUAUAACCAUUAUCAAUUUAUAAGCUAUUAGGUCUUUACAGAUAUGAUAAUAUCAUAAUGACAGAUCAUAAUAACAAGGUGAAUAGUAAACAUGAUGAGGAUCCAUUCUCUGACGAGAAUAACUUACUUUUCAAUCGAGAUUCUCAUGUGACACCAUUGAUUACAACCAAUACCAUUCAUGAUACAACCACUCCUGCAACUUUGAUUCCAAAGAUUGUUAUUCAGGAUAUGGCUAGACCGUCUUCAGAAAAGCGAGAGAUGACAUAUGAUGAUGAAGAAGAGGGAGACGGGGAUGACGAUGAAGAUGAUGAUUUGUAUGAUCCUAUAAAAUUCAAUACUUCACAGCAACAUUCCCAUUCAUCCACUUUACUUGGUUCAUCAUCUACUUCAAGUACUGAAUUCAUGGAUGAUUUUGGUAAUUCAUACAGUCAUAUCAACUUCCAUACCAAACAAUACACGUCAAACUUGAAAUUUAAAGGAACAUUUCUCGUUUAUUUCACAUCAGCAUUCGUUUCUUUAUUUGUAUCAUUAUUCGGAUAUGAACAAGGAGUAUGUUCUGGUAUUCUUACCUUUCGAACUUUCAAUCAUUAUUUCGAUUAUCCCUCUAAAUCAGAAAUAGGUCUUGUUAUUUCAAUCUUAGAAAUUGGGGCUAUGAUAUCUUCUUUGUUAGUGGCUAAAAUGUCUGAUAUGAUUGGAAGGAAGAGAACCGUUUUAGUGGGGACAUUUAUUUUCAUAAUUGGUGGGAUAUUGCAAUCAUUCGCUCCUAAUUUAUGGGUAUUUGGAGUGGGAAGAGUAUUUUCAGGAUUUGGAGUUGGGAUCUUAUCUACUAUUGUCCCAUCCUAUCAAUGUGAAAUUAGUCCAAGUGAAGAAAGAGGCAAAUUAGUAUGUGUGGAAUUCACGGGUAAUAUUGUGGGGUAUUGUCUUUCAGUUUGGGUGGAUUAUUUUAGUUAUUUCAUUCAACCUUCUAAUCCUGAAGAAUCUAAAUUCUGGUCAAAUGUAAGUUGGAGAUUACCUUUAUUCAUUCAAGUCUUGAUUGCUAUUAUAUUAUUAAUCGGAGGUUUUUUCAUUGUUGAAUCUCCAAGAUGGUUAUUGGAUGUAGAUCAAGAUCAACAAGGUUUGAAUGUAUUAGCCUUAUUAUAUGAUUCUCAUCCCGAUGAUGAUAAACCUCAAAAGGAAUUCUUCAUGAUCAAAAAUUCCAUCUUACAAGAACGUAUCUUAAUUCCUAAAUCAGAAAGAAGUUGGAAAAAUAUGUUUAAAAAUUAUAGAUCUCGUAUCUUCAUUGGAUGUUCUGCGUUAGGAUUUGCUCAAUUAAAUGGGAUUAAUAUUAUUUCAUAUUAUGCCCCAUUAGUAUUUGAAGAAGCUGGAUUUAAUGAUUCUUACGCGUUAUUAAUGACAGGUAUAAAUGGGAUAAUCUAUCUUUUAAGUACGAUUCCACCUUGGUUUAUCGUGGAUAAAUGGGGAAGAAAACCGAUCUUAAUCAGUGGUGGACUUUCAAUGGGGAUUUGUCUUUCAUUAGUAUCGUUAAUCAUGUGGUUAAAUAAAUCAUAUACUCCUACUAUGGUGGCGGUAUUGGUUAUAAUUUAUAAUGCAUCAUUUGGAUAUAGUUGGGGACCGAUUGGAUUUUUAAUCCCCCCUGAAGUUUAUCCAUUGGCGAUUAGAGCUAAAGGGGUAUCAUUAAGUGUGGCGACUAAUUGGUUAGCGAAUUAUAUUGUGGGACAAUUAACUCCUAUUUUACAAGAACAAAUUGGGUGGAAAAUGUAUUUAUUACCGGCUUCAAGUUGUAUUAUAAGUAUCUUUGUGGUUAUUUGGUUUUAUCCUGAGACUAAAGGAGUUGAAUUGGAAGAUAUUGAUCAAUUGUUUGUUGAAUUUUAUGGUGGAUCUAUAAAAGCAACUGAUACUACUCGAUAUGAACCUGUAUUUGAUGCUCAACAAGAAGCAAGAGAUGGAGGAGGAGAUGAUGAUUUCGAAUUAGAUGAAUUUGAUUAUGAUAACGAUAACGAACCAUUACAGACUAGAAGAAUGUUAUAGAUUAAGUGUAUUAAUUAAAAAUUAUUCCAGACCUACCAAUAAAUAAA
Scheffersomyces coipomensis is the source of this 2125-nucleotide messenger RNA. It is a transcript of the gene HGT5, whose product is annotated as Hgt5p. The transcript has a single exon. The record is from RefSeq and is a predicted model, not a curated record. Gene Ontology annotation, molecular function: carbohydrate:proton symporter activity. Gene Ontology annotation, biological process: carbohydrate transport; transmembrane transport. Gene Ontology annotation, cellular component: membrane. The coding region runs from base 108 to 2078 and encodes 656 amino acids. NCBI's taxonomy places the organism in Eukaryota, Fungi, Ascomycota, Pichiomycetes, Serinales, Debaryomycetaceae.